AUGAAGGAGGUGUUCGAAAGUUGUCAGGCAUUCAGGAUUAAGUCCCAGGCGCUGCACGAGGUGAUGCUGCAGAUCCACGACAAGCUGGCAGAACUGGAAGGCGACGAGUUCCAGCCGCUGGCAGCGCACUGCUACCACUGUGGCCAGAAGCCCUCGGAUUUCCUGGUGCUGGAGGACCUGGCAGCAGCUGGGUUCAGGAUGGCCAAGGCAGGCCGUCCGCUGGACUAUGAGCACUGUGCGGCUGUGCUGAGGGCAUACGCCAGGCUGCACGCCGCUUCAGCGUUUCUGCUCACCACACAGCCACAUUACAAGAACACUUUCUAUAACAAUAUGUUUACCAAUCGAACCGCCCAGAAGCAUUUCAGAUCGUUGGCUUCUAACGUAAUGUGCGCCCUAGCGAAUGAGUUGGAAAAGUGCCCUGGCUACGAGGAAUACUCCCAGAAGUAUAGGGAGUUUAUUGAACGACGUCUCGAUACAGCAUACAGAAUGUUAGAGGAGAACAAAAACCAAACAAAGUUACCUGUAUUGACGCACGGCGACUGCUGGAAGAACAAUAUGAUGUUUAAGUAUCUGGACGGAGAAGUAACAGAGGUCCGACUUCUCGAUUUUCAGGCAGCAAACGUGACCAGCCCGGCUACGGACCUGCAGUACUUCCUGUACUCGAACGCCAGUGAGGGGGACCACCUCCACCGUUUGGGCGACCUGUUGCGCCUCUACCACGACAUGUUGGUGGGCCUGUUGCGUCGUCUGGGCAUUGAGCAGGCCGCGCACGUGUACACCGUGGAGGAACUCCAGCGGGACAUGGACCGCUGUUUGGCUGCAGCCGUUGUCCUCAGCGCCACGAGUGGCUUCGUUCUGACUUCGGAGAAGUACAGCGCAGAAUACGCACGGGCUUUCAACGACGUAGAAAAUUCAGAGCAGGCUCUUGCGAAGACCUUUGAUAAUCCAUAUUCUUUGUCGCGAGGAGUGGCAGGCACAGCCGGGGAGACGAGGGCCGGCGAGCGCCGGAAGAGCAUUGUGCAGGGGCCGGGGGUCCCAGGGGAUGGGGCCACUGACCGGCAAGCACCAAAAAGAACACCGCCGGGUGCCAGGUGA
Messenger RNA from Schistocerca serialis cubense, 1095 nucleotides. RefSeq lists its product as uncharacterized. Bases 1 to 1095 code for a protein of 364 amino acids. The record is from RefSeq and is a predicted model, not a curated record. The transcript is spliced from 3 exons. NCBI's taxonomy places the organism in Eukaryota, Metazoa, Arthropoda, Insecta, Orthoptera, Acrididae.